Messenger RNA from Truncatella angustata, 1560 nucleotides. Its product is annotated as phenylalanyl-tRNA synthetase. Gene Ontology annotation, biological process: phenylalanyl-tRNA aminoacylation. The record is from RefSeq and is a predicted model, not a curated record. Lineage: Eukaryota; Fungi; Ascomycota; Sordariomycetes; Amphisphaeriales; Sporocadaceae. Gene Ontology annotation, cellular component: cytoplasm; mitochondrion. The coding region runs from base 1 to 1560 and encodes 519 amino acids. Gene Ontology annotation, molecular function: phenylalanine-tRNA ligase activity; tRNA binding; ATP binding. The transcript is spliced from 2 exons.
AUGAGAGGUGACAAUGGUGUCGGGAUAUCCGGCCGUAGUUUUUUGAGCGGCAGCACCGAGGACGGGGGGGGCAUGGCUUCGGGCGUGCAGCUGAUGCGCACGUUUGGCGAUGACGAACAUCCACUUUUUGGCACCAGGAUUUGGAGAAGAGAAAAGAAUUGGGGCAGCGACAGGCACGCCCGGCGUCAUGGUGCAGCUCAAAGUCCAGCAGCGUCACAGCCCGCCGAGAACAAGUCCACGGUCGAGAUCAAUGGCAACAAAUACCACACAGACACAUGGUUCAACACGCCCCCGAACAUAAUAACAAACGUGCCGAGGAAACUACACCUGCAGAAAGAUCAUCCCGUCUAUAUUACCCGCCAGAUCAUCGAGUCCGUCUUCCCCUCGCCCACCUACAAGUAUCACAACACUUUCGACCCCGUCGUGAGCACGCAUCAGAACUUCGACUCCCUCGGCUUCCCACCAGACCACCCCGGCCGCGCAAAGUCGGAUACUUACUACAUCAACGAGUCAACCCUUCUGCGAACACACACUUCCGCCCACCAGGCCGACGUCUUCCGCGCCAACCUCUCCCCGGGAUAUCUCGUCAGCGCCGACGUCUACCGCCGCGAUGAGGUCGACCGGAGCCACUACCCCGUAUUCCACCAGAUGGAGGGCGCCCGAAACUGGGACCGCCAUUCUGCUAGCGCCCCAGCCGACAUUGCUAAGCAGAUAUGGUCGGACGUAGAAAAACUACCGAGCCACAGCAUCAAGGUGGACGACCCCAACCCGCCGCACCACCCGGACCGCAACCCCUUGCAGGCCGCUCACCAUUCCGCCGAGGAGGCCGAGGCUAUCGGUGCCCAUUUGAAGCGGUCGCUCGAGCUCAUGGUCGUCGAGAUCUUUACCCGCGCCGCCAGGGCUGCGAAAAAGGCCGACCCGGAUUUCGUCGAUGAGCCCCUCAGGGUUAGGUGGGUGGAAGCAUACUUCCCCUUUACUAGCCCGUCAUGGGAGCUAGAGGUCUACUAUGCCGGCGACUGGCUCGAGGUCCUGGGAUGUGGCGUCGUCAAGCAGGACCUGUACAUCAAUGCCGGAGUGCCGAACCAACUAGGCUGGGCUUUCGGCAUUGGGCUGGAGAGAAUCGCCAUGCUGCUCUUCCAGAUCCCUGACAUCCGCCUCUUCUGGUCUCAGGACGCCCGAUUCUCUAACCAAUUUACUGGAGUGUCAGACAACUUGGAUUCUCUAAAGCGCUUUGUGCCUUUCUCCAAAUACCCAGGCUGUCCCAAGGAUGUAUCAUUCUGGCUCAAGUCCAGCUCGUCUGCAGGCGGCAAUAUCAAGGCCAACGCGCACGACUUUCACGAGAACGAUGUCAUGGAGAUCGUCCGCAGCAUCUGUGGCGAUACCGUUGAGGACGUCAAGCGCAUUGAUGACUUCACCCACCCCAAGACUGGCAGGAGGAGCAUGUGCUACAGAAUCAACUACCGCAGCCUUGAGCGCACGUUGACCAACGCCGAGACCAACGAGAUGCAUGACAAGGUUACGCAGGCUCUGGUCGAGAAACUAGGGGUUGAAAUUCGGUGA